AUAAUAAUAACGAAAAUAAGAUUUCGCGUAAUCGUCCAUGUUAUUAUGUUAAAACGUUUUUCUCAAGUAAUAUUGUCUUCUAUUUACGUUAAUGAGAUUUUGAUUGAUAUUACGAACGGUGUCAUCGAUUUUAUCAUGAAAAAAAAUUAUCGAGAGAAUGUAAUUAUCGAUUCCCAUUUUAUUGAGAAAAAGAGAAAAGAGUUUAAGAAAAGAAAAACAGAAAAAAGCUAUGCAAUGAUGCGCAACGAGUUUCCAGUGAGUCGUCGAUGCGUGGCGACUUUUCUGACUAAGGAUCCUUAAUUAGAAUCAGACAAUUUAGGUGACGGUAGGAGCACACCCUAAAGAUUGCAGAAAACAUUGCGCGGAUAGUCGCUGCGAAGAGAGAGGGGGAGAAGGUCAGAGCCCUCUAUUGGUGUCCUCGGAGGAGUGCAGGCUACGUUUUACCGUGGCGACUGCAGUACGAGUCGACUGCUGCAGUGGUUGUACGAGUUAGCCUAUGUCUGUCUCUGCUUGCUUACUUGCUUUUCAGGGGUUCUCAUCCUUCAGCUAGAAUGGACCACAUAAAAUGUCGUUAACCUUUAUCGAUUCGUUAUCAACUACUUGCUUUCCCAGUCACCUUCGGCGAUAUUAUUAACGAACACAGAUGUUACAUGAACCGAAGUUAUCUUCAUAGUUGACCUUUCAUAUCUUUGAUCUCGAUCUAAAAAUCUAGAAUCAAAGGAGGAAUAGAAGACGAAGAAAUUAAAUUUAAUAUUCGUCCACGAAUAAAAGGAAUGAUUACUUUUUUCAACUUUAGAACAGAAUAUCGAAUUGAUUUCAAAGACUAGACUAUAUAUCGGCCGCGUUAAAUGGAAUUCAAGACGAAUGCUGCGGUUCUGGCACGUCCCUUUCGAGGGGCCUCAGCUGCUGAAAGUGAGACGUGUAUCGAUCGUAGGAACCAGAAAUAAAGACUAAGGAAAAGAAAGAAUGAGAUAUCCGGCAUUACGUUCGAACGUGACAAAGUCGAGUUAGAUAGUUUGACGCUUAACAUUCUGAAAGUGUACCGUUUUUAUAUUGUUCAAUUUAUCAAAUUGUUAUUUUCAUAUUAUAUUUUAUUACAAAUUAUCAUACAAAUCUUUUAACUUUGUUUUUUAAGAUUCGUAAAUCUAUUAAAAUCAAAUAUGUUAGAAUAUUAUCUUUUAUUUCUAUCGAAAAUAACAGAGCUUCUGGUCCUGCUAUACAAAGAAACUUGUAAGUUCCCCUCCAUUUAAAAACGAGUCAGCGUGAUAAAAAUGUGUAACCUUACUGAACGACAAGAUACAUCUCUCUUUUCCUUUUCUUGUUCUGACUGCUCUCCCAAGUUUUUCAACGGUUCAUUGCUUUAUGGAAUCCAAUUAAACGCUAAUAUUAAAGAAAAUGUACGCUAUUAAUUAAAGAAAAUGUACUAGUUCGUUGAUGUUGUUAUUGUUUGUAUGUAUUUUCUAUCGUUGAUUCUUGAUCGUUUUUUAUUACGUUGUUCUUGAUCGUUCUUGGGAGUCUUCGUUGACUACAACCACAGUCACGAAUAAUUUCCUAUGAUUGCAUGAUCUACCUAACUCCAUUUUGUUUACAUAAUUCAAUCGAUCUAUUGGGUAUUGUCGAAUGGGGAAGCAAGCAAGCAAAUGAACAAACAAAAAGUGAAGUAGUUUUAUAAGCCUAACCUAUUUUUUGUAGCUUUACUUUACUCAAAAGAACUCAGAUAAUUCGAACUAAUUUAAUAUAAAUGCUAAAGUAGGCUAAUCUAAUUAAGAACAGAGAACAUUUUAUAACGUAGGUAAAUACUUUUUGCGUAAAUGUUUUUACAAAUGUUUCGAUAAAUUGAUUUACAUGCAACGACUAUAAUAUAUAUAUAUAUAUAUAUAUAUCCUAUAUCUUUUGUGUAUGUAUGUAUGUGUACCUAUAUAUAAAUAUACAAGUUCAGAGACAAGUUUACUACCGUCACGGUGGCAGUUAUCGUAAAUAUGUUACUCUCUUUUUAUACGUAGUUGGGAAAGUACGAGCUCGAGUUUUUAAAUUUCUCCAAGUUCAAAUUCAUCCCUCUGGAAUACCAAUAAAUUUUUACGAAAUUAACGAACCGGGUUUUUCUAGAUAUUUCAAUGAUCAAUUCUUAAAUUCUUUUCUUUAUUUUCAAGUUUAAUGAUCGUUAAUAUGAUUAAAAAUUUGAAUCCUCUUCGUUUUUUCAAGAAAAAAAAAAAAAAAAAAAAAAAAAAAAAUACGGACAACGCCCAAAUGUUGUGAUACGAAAGAAAAAUUCUUCGAAAAAGAAAAAGAAAGAAAACCAAAAAGGAAGGAGAAAAAGAGGGUUGAUAGUUCACUGCCAAAUACGAAGCUCCUCCAGAAAUCUUUUCGAAAGCGUGCGCGAACAAGUUGAUAAAGGAGAAGAGAGGGUUGAAGGGUGAAAGGGGAAGGGUGUUAUGGUGUAUAGGCUGGGAAGGGAACGAGAGGAAGGGUGGAAAAAUUGCGUACGAAUUCUACUGUGGUACUUGGUGACUCUCGCAGUAGGCAAUAGCGUAAUAGAGAGAGGGGUUGGUCAGACAGAUGGUAUUUUACGGGCGCACGUAGUCCUUCCACACACGUGCCUAGCGACCGGCUAGGCUGGAUCCAUAAUAUAGGCAUGUAGAAGCCGGUACGUCGGAGACUCGUUGGUAGCCCCGACGCAGAGGCGUCGUUCUUCACCGAUGGAGGGGUUGGUUGCUGCUCGGGUAUAGGUUGGGCUUCUCUGAACGGGGUGGUUGAUGGGGCGCAGAACGCCAAGGUGGGUGGAUAUUGAGCGACGCCGGGCGUCGUGGCGCACCGUGUCCGAUCAGUCGCCCUCCAGCCACCGCCCCAGAUACGAGUUUGGAGCCACUUCCGGCGAUCCGCUACGCUGGUCCGACGUGUCCUCUCUCUUUUUCUCUCUCUCUUUCUCUCUCUGCCUUUCUCUGUCUAUUACUUUUUUCCUUUUUCUCUUUUUGUCUAUCCGUUUAUCUACCUAUAUUUCUUUCUUUCUAUUUUUCUCCCUCUUCUUCUUCUUCCAUUUCUUUUCAUCAAGAAACAUACGCAACCCUCCGGUGACUUUAGAAGACACAGCUGAGAAAGGAACACCAGAAACAUGCUUAUCGGGCUAGUGCGCGAUUCGAUGCUGCAGUGCUUCUGUCAUAGCUGCAAAGCACCUUUGGAUAUUGUAGCGGGACAAAGGAAGGGUAAUGCGCCCUUCAAGAAGCCCACUGGAAAAGGGGCGCGAACCAAGCAACCGAAGAAAGUGAAGUUUAUUACGACCGAAAUACGAUGCCAAGAAAAGUCGAAGGGUGGUAUUUGCUACGAGGUAAUCUUGGCAGAGCCAACGGCACCAAAGAGGGCACCGUCACCACCCCACACUGGGCCGACUCAACAGAUCCCUAUUGAGGAUAAAUUGAGAGAAGCAGAGCAAAGAAGAUUCACCUUAGAAUCUCAUAAGAUCGCUGCUCUUUCUGCGAAACUCAGCAAGAUCGAAGAGGUCGCUCGUAAGAAGGAUGAACUCAGCGCCGCAUUCAUAGCUGCUACUCGCGAAUCCUUGGAUGCAAAAAUGAACAACACCGAAGAAAAGCGAGAAGCUCAUAUCGCAGAACUUAAGAAUAAAUUGAAAGAGCAUUUGGAGAGUGUAGAGAAAUCUCGUCUGAGCCUCGAACAGCAGACUGAAGAAGUACGAUGCGCUGUCGAAGAAAAACUCAAGACUGCUGCUGCUCAACGCGACGAGAAUAUUAAAAGGAUGUUGGAUCGCCUUAAGGAGCAUGAGGAACAAGCCGCUCGUGUACGUCAAGGUAUGACCGAACGCGUACAACAAUUGGAAUCUCAAAUUCAAGGCAAGCUUGACCAAGCUCGUGAACGUCGAGAAAGUCUGGAACGCGAACAAAAGGAAAAAUUACGUAAUUACGAGAAACGUGCAGAAAUCGUCAGGCAGAAGAAAGCUGCCAUGGACGGACAGAAAGGAAAAGGGGAGGAUCAAAAUAUCCUGCCCGUCGAAAAUGAAACUGCCAGUUCUGGCUAAAUUAAUUUUUAUUUCUCAAAGUCUAAGCCUUCUCUUUGAUAAGCCUCCCUGCGUGUACUCGCAGAAAGAAUCGUUCGCUGGCGCGCCGUUUUGUUGACUGAACACUUUUAUUUAUUUAAUGAGUUUUUUAAGAUGGCAGACAGUUUCAGCUCGUCUUUGUUCUUACUUAAUAUCGGAAUCACUAAUAAAAAUGAACUCCAUAAAUGAAAGGAUCGUAAUCGAAAUAAAUAUUUAAUAUAGUUAAUUUUAAUUUACAUUGCAAUUAUUAUCUUAUUUAAUAUUAUUCAAUAUUAAUAUUUAGAUUAAAUAUUAAUUUUUUUUAUUACGAUCCUUUCAUAGAAUUCAUUUUUAUUAUUAGAUUACGAUAUUAAAUAAUCUUAAAGAAACGAAAGAUAUAAUCUUAUUUGUCAUCUUUAAAUAUUCAAUUAAUAAAUAAAAAUUUUUAGCCAACAAGACGGCUUAGACUUUGCGUUAAUUGUUUUUGUGUUUUUUUUUCUCCUUAUCGAUAUGUGCAUAAAACACUGCCUUCUAUCUUUCUACGAUGUUGUUCUACAAUUUAAAUAUUAUUGUUUUAUGAGUUUUAAACAAAUCUUAUCUUGAAUAGAAUUGUGUUACAAUGUAUUAGGUCACUUUUUUGCUUGCACAAUCGAGAAAAUAAAAAACAAAAAAACAAUACAACAAAACUAACCACGCGCAGAGUAUUUGACGUAAUUCUUUUUAUUUUGCUACGUCUUAAGAAUAUAUUUUGUUUUUUUUAUGAUUAUGCUAUUGUUAUUAGACGUUUAUUAAUGUUUUCUAGCCUUAACGAUUAUUAUUUUACCGUUUAAUGAUUAGAAAUUACAUGCGUGAUAAUCACAUUGGCUGUUAUCUCUAACGACUGAAAUAAUUAACGUUUAUAUUCGUAACGUCAUCGGAGCUUUCAUUCUCAGCACACGCAGCUUUUUCUUUCAUUUUUAACUUCGUUUUUAGAAUAAAUAAUAGAUAAUUAUUAUCGCUAUAGUUAGAUCUUAAGUGAUAUUUGCGGCCAUAUGUGUGUUCACAUACCAUAUAUAUCGACGUAAAUAUGUGGUAUGUGCCGGCAUAUAAGCACACUUAUAACAUAUAUAUAUAUAUUAUAACAGUGCUUUAUACUAGGCUUGAAAAAUUUGAAACCAUUUUAUACUCGAUCAUUGUAAUAUUACUGCGCUAACAGAACGACAACAUUCACAAAUAUAUAGUAUAAUUGAAUAUGAUAAUAUGAUGCUUCUGUGAUGACCUAAUUAUUUGUCAAAAUGUGUAGUGGCAAAGUGAGAGAGUGCGCGAAAGAAUGAGUGAAAAAGAAAAAGGAAGAAAAAAAAAUAAAAAAUCAGAGUGGAAGAAAGAGAUUCCUCUAUGCUCGUAUAGAUACCGUGGCUAGAGGGUUUAUAUCUUUCGUGUAAUAUAUCAUCGCUGAAAGGAAAUAAAAAAAAAAAAAUCGCUUUUAA
Molecule: messenger RNA, 5487 nt
Organism: Vespa crabro (European hornet)
Lineage: Eukaryota; Metazoa; Arthropoda; Insecta; Hymenoptera; Vespidae
Gene: stai
Exons: 6
Coding region: 3110-4024 (304 amino acids)
Biological process (GO): regulation of microtubule polymerization or depolymerization; microtubule depolymerization; neuron projection development
Cellular component (GO): cytoplasm; neuron projection
Molecular function (GO): tubulin binding
Source: RefSeq, a predicted model, not a curated record